AUGAGAUGGGCAAAUAAGAACAUCGAGAGCGGGAGCAAACAAGUCUAUGCACACAUUGUUGAGGAGAUCAAGACCAGUGCAAGAGCCUUUUGUCCUCGGUCUCUCCCCCUCGCUCCUCUGCUCUCCCCGCCGCCGCCCCGUGCACCCCCGCCGGCCACGCAACCCCAGGCCGCGUCCCCUCGCCACCCGCCGCCGCCGCCACCCGCAACCCGCCGCCGCCGCGAUCGCGGGCCCAUUCUCCGACGCGUCGCCACGGGACUUCCUGCUUCGCCCACCGCCGCGCUCUCCCCGGACCUGAACGGCUUCGCGGCGGCCCUCGGCGGCGCGCCGGGCUUCUGGCCCGGGAUCCUCUCGCCCGCCGCUCUCCCUCUGGCGGCCUCCACGGGGCUGUUCUCGCCGAUGCUGUUCGACCCGAGCUGCCUCUCGUGGCUGGGCGAGCUGAGCCCGUUCCACCCCUCCGCCGGCACCCGCGCGGAGCAGGCGCCGCCGUUCGCGCCCAGCCCGCGCAGCAGCCUGCUGCUGGCCACGCCCACCAUGCCGUUGCCGCCCAGUCUCUGUGCUCGAGUUCUUCAGCAAGGGCAGCAGAGCAAGGGCCGGGGGUGGGAUAACUGCUGAUUGCCCUCCAUCCAAACAGAGUAGGGAUAGGGACUAAACUUGAGUCCUUAGGAACUAAAGGGAUCCAGACAAGGCCUAAAUAAGUUGUCUGUAAUAAUUUUAUCUAAUCUUGUUGCAAGGAUUCAAACUCGAGGCUUUUAGCUUUAAUACCAUAUUGAGUUGAAAGUACCGAGGAGUUCAACCCAAAAGACUAACUUUAUGAAGAAAGAUGGCCAAUUUGUCUAUA
Molecule: messenger RNA, 841 nt
Organism: Panicum hallii
Lineage: Eukaryota; Viridiplantae; Streptophyta; Magnoliopsida; Poales; Poaceae
Product: classical arabinogalactan protein 4-like
Exons: 2
Coding region: 1-615 (204 amino acids)
Source: RefSeq, a predicted model, not a curated record